UGGCACGUACACUUGACCUGAGUCAUGACCAUCACUCUGUACAAUAUAAUUGGCAGUCCGCCCUGCAACUUUAUACGCACACUCGCCAAGCAUUUGGGCAUUGAUGUGAAGCUCAAGAACUUGGACUACGCCAAGAAGGAGCAGUUAAGCGACGAAUACCUCAAGAUCAAUCCAUUCCACAAAGUUCCUGCGAUUGACGAUGAAGGCUUUGUUGUCUACGAAAGCAACGCUAUUGCGUACUACUUGCUCCGCAAGUACGCCCCCGAUUCGGAGCUCUACCCGGCUUGCAUCAAGACUCGCACCCACAUCGACCAGAUUCUUUCAUCGCUCGCCACUACAAUCCACCGUGAGUCGGCAGCAUUCGCCCGUCCUCGAAUCCUUCAGAAGACGAAGCCUACGGCAGAGGAGCUUACCGCAUUUGAAGAGAAUGUCAUCAGAGGCCUAGAACACCUCAUCGGUGACGGCAAGUUCGCAGUCGGCGACAACUUCACCCUCGCCGAUAUCGCCUUGACCGCACGCAUCAUUGUGCCUCUUGAGAACAAGUUCGUGGACCCUUCCAAGUUUCCCAAGCUGGCAAGCUACUACGACCGAGUCAAGCGCAAACAGCCUUACUUUGAGGAAAUUUACAGGCCAGUCAUAAACCGCAUCGAACAGCUAUUCAAUAGCCUGAAAUAG
This is a messenger RNA of Dermacentor albipictus, 675 nucleotides long. RefSeq names its product glutathione S-transferase 1-like. The record is from RefSeq and is a predicted model, not a curated record. Gene Ontology annotation, molecular function: glutathione transferase activity. Gene Ontology annotation, biological process: glutathione metabolic process. NCBI's taxonomy places the organism in Eukaryota, Metazoa, Arthropoda, Arachnida, Ixodida, Ixodidae.